AUGGCCAGUCUGCCGAGCUUUCGGGUGCAGCAAGUGAAACCGUUUGCAAUAACCGGAGUCGAUUAUGCUGGACCAAUUACGUUGAAGGAAGCACGUGGACGAAGGUCGGUUCCGAAAGCAGCAUACAUUUGCCUGUUCGUCUGCACCACGACAAAAGCGCUCCAUUUAAAGCUCAGUUCAGAUUUGUCCACAGAAUGUUUUCUGAUGGCAUUCACUCGAUUCUCCGCCAGACGCGGACCCAUCAAGGAAUUACACAGUGACUGCGGGACUAAUUUUGUCGGAGCGUCACGAUUGUUGAAUCCCUUACAUCAAUUCACUCAUUCGAAAGGUUUUCAAGAAAGUGUUCAUAAUCACCUCGCUAAACACCAAAUAACCUGGCACUUCAAUCCUCCCGCCUCUCCCCAUUUUGGGGGUUUAUGGGAAGCCGGAGUAAAAUCCGCAAAGUCAUUAAUUCUUCGGUCCGUUGGAUUGCACAAAUUGACAAGUGAGGAAUUUUUGACACUUCUCACGCAAAUUGAGGCAACAUUGAACUCUCGCCCAUUGUGUGCUAUCAGCAACGAUCCAGGUGACUUGGAUGCGUUGACUCCCAGCCAUUUUUUGACUCUUGAACCUUCCACAUCGCUUCCAGAACCAAGUCUUGUCAAUCAACCGAUGUCAAAAUAUCAGCGAUGGCGCCUCAUUACCGAUCUACAUCGCCAUUUCUGGACCAGAUGGAAGAACGAAUAUCUCAGUAGUCUUCAACUUCGGAGAAAAUGGUCAGAACCAGGUCAAGAAUUACGAGUUGAUGAGCUUGUCCUCGUGAAAGAAGCGACACAUCCUCUUCGUUGGCGGAUUGGACGAAUACGUGAGCUUCAUCCUGCCUCCGAUGGUACUUCCAGAGUGGCCACUCUAGACACUACCUCUGGACCGUUGACACGCCCAGCUGUCAAGCUCUGUCCACUCCCAAUGUCUUGA
Myzus persicae (green peach aphid) is the source of this 954-nucleotide messenger RNA. RefSeq lists its product as uncharacterized. Gene Ontology annotation, molecular function: nucleic acid binding. The coding region runs from base 1 to 954 and encodes 317 amino acids. The record is from RefSeq and is a predicted model, not a curated record. Gene Ontology annotation, biological process: DNA integration. NCBI's taxonomy places the organism in Eukaryota, Metazoa, Arthropoda, Insecta, Hemiptera, Aphididae. The transcript has a single exon.